GGGGACAUCAAGUGGACCCUGAAGGAUGAUCCCAUUCUGCAGGUGCCGGUCUAUGUGGCAGAGCCAGCAUUCCUUCCAGACCCCAAUGACGGCAGCCUGUAUAUCCUGGGAGGAAAGAACAAAGAAGGUUUGAUGAAGCUGCCGUUCACCAUCCCGGAGCUGGUGCAGUCCUCGCCGUGCCGCAGCUCGGACGGAGUGCUCUACACCGGGAAGAAGCAGGACACCUGGUUCAUUGUGGACCCCAAGUCAGGGGAGAAGCAGACCACCCUCUCAACAGAGGCCUGGGAUGGUCUGUGCCCAUCCAGCCCCUUGCUCUACAUCGGACGGACCCAGUACGUCAUCACCAUGUAUGACACCAAGUCACGGGAGCUGCGCUGGAAUGCCACCUUCUCCGAGUACUCUGCCCCGCUCUGCGAGGAGUCCUACCACUACAAAAUGGCACACUUGGCCUCAAGCGGGGACGGGCUGGUGGUGACCCUGGACAAGGAGAGCGGGGAGGUCCUGUGGGCGCAGAACUACGGCUCACCUGUGGUUGGCAUCUACCUGUGGCACCAGGACAGCCUGCGCCGCCUCCCCCACCUCAACCUGGCCAUGGAGACCCUGCGCUAUCUGACCUUCCAGUCACAGGACAUCCAUGUCCUCAAGUGGAGCUACCAGUCCGUCAAGGACUUCGCUGCCACCAAGACCCAGCUGCUGCCGGCGCUCUACGUGGGAAAGCACACGACCAGUUUCUACGCCGUGACCUCCCUGGUGCACGGCAGCGUGGCGCUGGUGCCCCAGGGCAUCACGCUGGCCAGGAUCGACGGCCCCACCACGGACGACGUGACCAUGAGGGAGUCCGGGGAGUGCGAGAUCAUGCCCAGCACGGACGUCAAGUACCCGCAGGGCAGCAUCGCCUCACCUCCCAACCAGUGGCUCCUCAUAGGGCACCAUGAGCUGCCUCCUUUGGUCCACACCACGAUGCUGCGAGCCUUCCCAGAGAACCUGAGGAAAACCACGGAAACCAUCAUCCCCAGGGCUCCUCCCAGCAGGACCGUGUUUGACGAUUUCCUGGCCCCGAGCAGCCCGGAGGAGCCAGCUGUCCGCAGCGAGGGGCAGCUCCAGCCAGACCCCACGCCGGGGGAGCAGGUGGAGGUGUACCCCGAGUCUGGCACCUGGGACCUGGUGAUGGCUGGCGUUGGCACAGCUCUGCUGGGCGGGGGAAUCCUGGUCCUGCUGCUCACGAAACUGCAGCGGCAGCAUGUGGCCCAGCAGCAGCAGCUGGAGGAGCAGAUACAGCUCCUGCAGCGGCAGCAGGAGAUGCUGCGCUCGGGCCGAGUCUCCAGGGAGGGCAUCCCUGAGGAGCCCAGGGAGCUGGAGCUGAGCCAGGGCAGGGCCUCAGAGCUCUCACUGAGCUCCAGCCCCUCUGCCUCCCUGAAGGACUCAGCUAAUGGGACAGUCAGCCCAGAGCCAGCUGUCCCAGGGGCUGAGGAAGAUGCAGAACCAGACCUGGUUGUAGUUGGGAAAGUUUCUUUUAACCCCAAGGAUGUGCUGGGCCAUGGAGCUGGAGGAACCUUUGUCUUCAGGGGGCACUUCGAGGGCCGCAGGGUGGCCGUGAAGCGUCUCCUGCCCGAGUGUGUCCACCUGCUGGACCGUGAGGUGCAGCUGCUCCGGGAGUCGGACGAGCACCCCCACGUCGUCCGCUACUUCUGCACGGAGAGGGACCGGCAGUUCCACUACAUCGCCAUCGAGCUGUGCUCCGCCACGCUGCAGGAGUACGUGGAGAGCCCCAGCUUCGAGCGCCGUGGGCUGGACCCGGUGUCCGUGCUGCGUCAGACCAUGUCCGGGCUGGCCCACCUGCACUCCCUCAGCAUCGUGCACCGUGACCUGAAGCCCUGUAACAUCCUCAUCUCUGUCCCAAACCGCCACGGGCAGAUCCGCGCCGUCAUCUCUGACUUUGGCCUUUGCAAGAAGCUUCAGGGGGGACGACAGAGCUUCAGCCUCCGCUCCGGGAUCCCCGGCACUGAGGGCUGGAUCGCGCCCGAGGUGCUGCAGGAGGCCCCGAAGGAGAACCCUACCAGUGCUGUGGACAUCUUCUCAGCCGGGUGCAUCUUCUACUACGUGGUGUCGGGGGGACAGCACCCCUUUGGGGACAGCCUGCGGCGCCAGGCCAACAUCCUGGCGGGCUCCUACCAGCUGAGCUGCCUGCAGGAGGAGGCUCACGACAAACUCGUUGCGAGGGAGCUGAUUGUGGCGAUGAUCAGCUCCGAGCCCCAGCGCCGGCCCUCGGCCCCCGUGGUCCUUGUGCAUCCCUUUUUCUGGAGUCAGGAGAAGCAGCUGCAGUUCUUCCAGGACGUCAGUGACCGUGUGGAGAAGGAGCCAGCCGAGGGGCCCAUCGUCUCAGCCCUGGAAUCGGGGGGACGGGCGGUGGUGAGGACCAACUGGAGGAUGCACAUCUCCCUCCCGCUGCAGAUGGACCUGAGGAAGUUCCGCACCUACAAGGGGGGGUCAGUGCGUGACCUGCUGCGGGCCAUGAGGAACAAGAAGCACCACUACCACGAGCUGCCGGCCGACGUGCGGCUGGCCCUGGGCUCUGUCCCCGAGGGCUUCGUGCAGUACUUCACCUCCCGCUUCCCGCGGCUGCUGCUGCACACGCACGGAGCCAUGCGGGUCUGUGCCCACGAGCGCACCUUCCACUCCUACUACUGCCAGGGCCUGAGGGGCGACGGCGCCUGAGGGCCGCGGGUCAUGGCUGAGGGGCGACGGCGCCUGAGGGCCGCGGGUCAUGGCUGAGGGCUGCGGGUCGUGGCUGAAGGGCAACAGUGCCUGAGAGCCGUGGGUCAUGGCUGAGGGGCGACGGUGCCUGAGGGCCACAGGUCAUGGCUGAGGGCCGCGGGUCAUGGCUGAGGGGCGACGGCGCCUGAGGGCUGCAGGUCAUGGCUGAGGGCCGCGGGUCAUGGCUGAGGGCCAUGGGUUUUGCCCAAGGGCCGUGGGUCAUGGCUGAGGGCCAUGGGUUGUGCUCAAGGGCCAUGGGUCAUGGCUGAGGGCCAUGGGUUGUGCCCAAGGGCCGUGGGUCAUGGCUGAGGGCCAUGGGUUGUGCCCAAGGGCCACGGGUCAUGGCUGAGGGCCAUGGGUUGUGCUCAAGGGCCACGGGUCAUGGCUGAGGGCUGUGGCCGCUGCUCCCCGCCCGGGCCCUCUCUCGGCGUCCUGCUGCCGGGCCAGGCGAGGGCACGAGGCAGCAGAGGUAUCACAGUCAGACUCAGGUGUGAAGGCAUUUGGGUCAGAAAACAAAGACAUCUCAGGUGGACGAAGUGAUUGGAGAAGAAAGAGGAAAACACGUUGUGUUUUCACAGCGGGGCCCUGGCACAGCGAUGCCCUCAGUCUGCCGUCAGCCCCAGGGGACAUCCACCAGGGACAGGAAGCUUUGUCCCGCUUUGUGCAGUGGGUUCUCUCAUGUGCCAGGGGACACAGCUCCUUGAGCACACCAGGCCCCCAGUCCUGACACUGGAGCUGCCCCUCAGCCCCAGCGGGGCUGUGCUCUCCAGGCCAGGCUGAGCAGCCACCCUGGGGCUGGGACCUGCCCGUGGCACCCGGGCUGUGAGGGCACAGCCCCGCCAUGAAGGUGUGAAUCUCAGCUGGGCUCAGAACAGGGGUUUCUCCCUUAGGGUCCCCAGCAGCCUGUACCUGUGCCAGGCCUGGUGGCACUGCAGUAUGGAACAGUUGCCCCUGGGAUCCUUCCCUCAAAGACAGGCCUAUGCCUGCAGCUCCCCCAGCCUCUCCUGCUGCCCAGGGCGGGUGUCCCAUGAGUGCUUUGGUUCAUGGCAUCCCCAUGGGCAUGUGUUCCCUGCUAGCCAGCCUCCAACACCAACUGAGCCCAUGGGCACAGAGAGCCCCACAACAAAGCUCCUCUGUGGAACAGCAAUAAUUGUGUAUAGUCUGAUUCCUGUGUGUGCUGGGGUGUGGGAUUUUGUUACACAGGUAACAGGGUUUGUACCAAGUUUAUUUUCAGAAUAUAUUUCUACAAAAUGUUAUAAAAAUUAAAAAAUAAAAACGAAAAAGCUGGUCCUGC
This is a messenger RNA of Onychostruthus taczanowskii (white-rumped snowfinch), 4048 nucleotides long. It is a transcript of the gene ERN2, whose product is annotated as endoplasmic reticulum to nucleus signaling 2. Gene Ontology annotation, molecular function: protein serine/threonine kinase activity; ATP binding; RNA endonuclease activity. Gene Ontology annotation, cellular component: IRE1-TRAF2-ASK1 complex. NCBI's taxonomy places the organism in Eukaryota, Metazoa, Chordata, Aves, Passeriformes, Passeridae. The transcript has 22 exons. The record is from RefSeq and is a predicted model, not a curated record. Gene Ontology annotation, biological process: protein phosphorylation; intrinsic apoptotic signaling pathway in response to endoplasmic reticulum stress; IRE1-mediated unfolded protein response. Bases 133 to 2715 code for a protein of 860 amino acids.